AUGGCUUCAUCUUCGGGUAAUAGGAAGUAUCCUCCACGGCAUUACGAGAUUAGGAAAACGCCUAUCCAAAACAGGAGCAUGAACCACAGUUGUUUUCUAUCCAACAUUCAAACCGUGGAAGAAAAUGUGGGCGCAGACGUUUGGUCUGAGUUGAGAAAAUCAGCUGUUGGUGUGAUUAUCAAGCUAAAGGAGUUGGAUUACACUUGGUCUGCGAAAUAUUGGGAUGUGGAUCAUGAAGACUUUUGGGUGGAGAUGAAAGUUCCAAUUUCUGAAGGACCCAAGCUUAAUGAACUUCAAGCCCUUUUUCCGAUCAUCAGAAACUGGCCUAGAGAGAAACAGUUAAUGGUUGGCUUGUUGUGUCUUUUAUCCAUUGGGAUAUUUGGCAUUUCGAGCAAUAGUAGAAUACCACUGCAUUGUGCGAAAAGGGUGAUGGAUCCAGCAGCUUUCCAACGUUAUCCAUGGGGUCGUGUAGGAUUUACCAGCCUUGUGGAUUCCACUAAAGUUCUAAUAUACGUAGGAAAGAAGAGUUACAAGCUUUGUGGUUGUGUUCAUGCACUGGCAAUUUGGAUAUACGAGUCUAUGCCAGGUUUAGGAGACGAGAAUUAUGUGUUCCAUUAUUCUCCAAUCAAUAUGAAAUCAAAGAUGCCGUUGUAA
Messenger RNA from Brassica oleracea var. oleracea, 654 nucleotides. RefSeq lists its product as uncharacterized. The coding region runs from base 1 to 654 and encodes 217 amino acids. The record is from RefSeq and is a predicted model, not a curated record. NCBI's taxonomy places the organism in Eukaryota, Viridiplantae, Streptophyta, Magnoliopsida, Brassicales, Brassicaceae. The transcript has 2 exons.